Haliotis rufescens (red abalone) is the source of this 2918-nucleotide messenger RNA. Its product is annotated as glucose dehydrogenase [FAD, quinone]-like. Gene Ontology annotation, molecular function: flavin adenine dinucleotide binding; oxidoreductase activity, acting on CH-OH group of donors. The record is from RefSeq and is a predicted model, not a curated record. The transcript is spliced from 11 exons. The coding region runs from base 6 to 1778 and encodes 590 amino acids. NCBI's taxonomy places the organism in Eukaryota, Metazoa, Mollusca, Gastropoda, Lepetellida, Haliotidae.
CAACAAUGCCGUCAGUGACUUCCACAGUGUUCAUCCUUCUGAUUGCUGUCAUUGCCGUUGGAAUAAACUUUUAUGUCUUGCCGGUUCCUAACACCAAUAUUCUCUCACCCGAACUGAACACAACGUAUGACUACAUCAUAGUAGGAGCAGGAUCCGCCGGGUCUGUUCUGGCGUCCCGUCUGUCCGAAGAUGGUCAUGUGACUGUCCUGCUGAUCGAGGCUGGUGGCGAUGACCGGAACCAGAAGACGCUGGACAUCCCUAUGAUGGCGCCGCUAAACCAACAGGGGAUAUUCGACUGGUCAUACACAACUGAGCCUCAGGAACAGUCACUGAAAGGCCUUACAGAACAGAGGGCGAUUUGGCCACGUGGUCGAGUCAUUGGAGGAACCAGCCAAUUGAACUACAUGAUCUAUGUCAGGGGUCAUCGCCAUGACUACAAUGGUUGGGCAUCCAGUGGCUGUGAAGGAUGGAGCUACAACGACGUUCUUCCAUAUUUCAAAAAGUCGGAGGAUAUCAAAAUAGAAAACUUGUCAAAAUCAGACUACCAUGGCAAUGGAGGUCCACUGACUGUGACUGGGGUCUAUUCCAUACCCGUCUCUGACCAUAUCAUCAGGGCUGGGGCUGAGAUUGGCUACAAUGAAACAGACUUUAAUGGCGAAAACCAAGAAGGAUUUAGCAGGGUACAAACAACAAUCAAGAACGGAGAACGUAUGAGCACAUCCAAGGCGUUCCUGUGGCCAGUGAUAGACAGACCCAACCUGCACGUCCUGGCCAACAGUCACGUCACGAAGGUAAUGAUAAACCAGAAGAAAGCAGUUGGCGUCGAGUAUGUUAAAGAUGGCCGCCUGUACAGAGUGCGAGCCUCAAGGGAGGUAAUCCUGUCAGCUGGUGCGGUAGGGUCGCCACAGUUGCUGAUGCUGUCUGGGAUCGGGCCAAAGAAACACUUGGAGGAAAUGAAGAUACAGGUCCUCGUUGAUCUCCCUGUGGGUGACAGGCUAAAGGAUCACAUGGUUUUACCCAUGGAAUCGACAAUCAAGUAUCCAAUAUCUCUCACUGAAAGGAAAAUUGAAUCACUAAGUGCAUUGGCCGAGUAUAUGACACUGAGAUCAGGUUAUCUGGCAUCUGCAGCUGGUUCGGAAACAACAGCGUUUGUUAAAACGAAAUCCGAUGAGCCAAGUCCUGAUGUUCAACUGCUAUACAUAUCCUUUUCCAUGAGCAGAUCAAUAUCACAGGCGUUGAACAUUGACCGUAAAAUUGUUGAACAUUAUAACUGGACAUCAGUGGAGGGUUUCAUCACACUUCCAACUCUCAUCCGGCCCAAGAGCAGGGGGUCAAUCCGUCUGAGAAGCACCAACCCCUUCGAGUAUCCUGUCAUCGACCCCAACUACCUGUCUCACCCUGAUGAUGUCAAGACUCUGGUCAGAGGAAUUCGACUGAACCAGGAACUUCAUCAGACAAACGCAUACAAGGAAAUAGGAGCCAAGCUUGAUGACACACCCUUCCCGACAUGCACCACGAUGCAGUACGACACUGAUGCAUACUGGGAGUGUUACGUCCGGGCACUAGCGACGACAGGCAACCAUGCCACAGGCACGUGCAGGAUGGGGAGUCCAAGUGACCCCACUACAGUGCUGGAUCCUAACUUGAGAGUAAAGGGAAUUUCUGGACUGCGAGUUGUGGACGCAUCCGUCAUGCCAAGCUCUGUGUCCGGAAACACAUACGCCCCGACCAUCAUGAUUGCAGAGAAGGCGGCUGACAUGAUCAGAUCAGAUGUGUAGACGACACACCCGGUUCAUAAUAUGGGUACCGGUAAAUACCGGGAAGUAUUCAGUGGGUAGGUCACCACACAUGGGCCCUGAAGAUGACAAGAGGAUGUAAAUCAAUAAAGUGAAGCACCAGUAUUUCGGCAUGUCGGUGGUUUGAUACUGAUUCAGAAACACAUGCCUAUGAUACAGUCGGAAUUGAACAACAGACUCCACUGUUUCCUAGCGGAGAUUCCUCAUGACUAAAUGUGCUCGGUGAAAUCAGAAUUGUUACUGCUAAACGAGCAAAUUUUAGUUGCUUCCGCUUUGGCAUUGACGGCGCUAAACCCCUGUGGUUUUAAAGUGGUUCAAAUGGUGAAGAAAAUCUUGGGUAUCAAAAGUUAUCUCCCUUGCAUCCAAACGCGCGUGAAAUGGGGAUUUUAUGAAUGCUUAAUAUUCAACAAAUCGAUCGCUUCUUAAAGAAAGAUGAUCCGUUACAGACAACCAAUUGUGGUUUCAAGACUGAUGGAAUGAUGGGACAUGGCAAGAACUCCGAAUGUACAGAGCUUCAUACAAGAAUGGCAGUGAAAUAUCUACAGAGAACUGUGUCCAGACAUAAGAGAAACGUACUUAAUUUAGAUGUGGUUCAUCACAAGGCCGGUCAGGCCUUUAGAUGCUCGACAUGCGAUGCUUGUACUACCCCGGAAGACGGAACUUCUUAACAGACUGUCCUGUGUCUUAGCUACUAACUGUUCAGACAUCAGUGUAUUCCGAUUAACUUCACUGACCUUAUCUGAAAACAAUCAAGUAGACGUUUAAAUAGCCGUGUAUAAACGCAGGCAUUACCUACUAAUAUAGGCAAAUGUUAUCGCGAAAUUAUUCACAUGUUCGCGACAAGUACUAGUUAUAUGGCUGGUAUUUUAGCUAUGUAUAUCAUGUAUAUACAUGUAUCGACUUUGUAUGUAUGUUUCUGGUGUAUGUGUGUGGGACUGGGUGUUGGGGGAAGUGCCAGAAGGUUGGUGUGAGGGAGUGAGUGUGUCUACGGCGUGGUGAGGUGAGCUGAAAUGGGGUUUAACGUCGCGUCCAAGAUUAUUGCACUUAUAUAGCGACGUGCAUGCACGUGUAUGUGUGUGUGUGGCUGAUUGUACUAGUCAGGACUGAUGCCGAUUUAUAGUG